Molecule: messenger RNA, 936 nt
Organism: Vicugna pacos (alpaca)
Lineage: Eukaryota; Metazoa; Chordata; Mammalia; Artiodactyla; Camelidae
Product: putative olfactory receptor 10D4
Biological process (GO): G protein-coupled receptor signaling pathway
Cellular component (GO): membrane
Molecular function (GO): G protein-coupled receptor activity; olfactory receptor activity
Source: RefSeq, a predicted model, not a curated record
AUGAGAAAUCACACAGUGGUGACUGAAUUCAUCCUUCUGGGAAUCCCCGAGACAGAAGGCCUCGAGCCUGCCCUUGUCUUCCUGUUCUCAUGGCUGUACACAUGCAGCCUCCUGGGAAACGUGCUCAUCCUUACAGCUGUCAUCUCCUCCCCUCGCCUUCACACUCCAAUGUAUUUUUUCCUGGGAAACCUCUCCAUGUUUGACCUGGGUUUCUCUUCAACAACUGCUCCCAAGAUGCUGUCCUACCUUUCAGGACAGAGUCAAGGUAUCUCUUUUCAGGGCUGUGCUGUCCAGCUCUUCUUCUACCAUUUCCUGGGCUGUACUGAGUGUUUCCUGUACACGGUCAUGGCCUUGGACCGCUCUGUUGCCAUAUGUUAUCCUUUGAGAUACAUCGUCAUAAUGAACCACAGGGUCUGCUGCAUCUUGGCCACAGGCACCUGGAUGGAUGGCUGUGUCCAUGCCACUGUCCUAACCUCCCUCACCUUCCAGUUGUCCUACUGUGGCUCCAACAAGGUGGGCUAUUACUUCUGUGACAUACCUGCAAUCUUACCUCUGGCCUGUGGGGACACUUCUCUGGCCCAGAGGGUAGGUUUCACAAAUGUUGGUCUUUUGUCUCUCAUUUGCUUUUCUCUCAUCCUUCUUUCCUACACUCGCAUUGGGAUCGCCAUAUCAAAAAUUCGCUCAGCAGAGGGCAGGCAACGAGCAUUCUCCACCUGCAGCGCACACAUCACUGCAGUUCUUUGUGCUUACGGGCCAGUCAUCAUCAUCUAUCUUCAGCCCAGUCUCAGUGCUAUGCUUGAUGCUAUAAUUCAGAUAUUGAAUACUCUUGUAACCCCUAUGCUGAACCCGCUGAUCUAUAGCCUGAGAAAUAAGGAUGUAAAAUCAGCUCUGAGGAACGUGUUUCCCAAGAGAGGCUUCGCUCUGGAGAAUAAAUGA